AUGAAAGCCGUGAGCCCCGUCCGGCACCCCGGGCGCAAGGCGCAGCCCGCCGGGGCGGGCGGCGGUGGCGGGCAUCCGGCACUGCGGUGCCUGGCCGAGCACAGCGGCUGCAAAGGGGGCGAGGAGCCGGCGGCCCUGUGCCUGCAGUGCGAUAUGAAUGACUGUUACAGCCGGCUGAGGAGGCUGGUGCCCACCAUCCCGCCCAACAAGCGGGUCAGCAAAGUGGAGAUCCUGCAGCACGUCAUCGACUACAUCCUCGACCUGCAGCUGGCUCUGGAGACGCACCCGGCGCUGCUCCGGCAGCCGCCGCCCGCCCUGCACCCGGGCGGUUGUCCCGCGGGCACCCCGCGCACCCCGCUGACGGCCCUCAACACCGACCCGGUAAGAGGCUGGCUCUGUUAACAAGCCGGGGGACAGCAUCCUCUGCCGCUGAGCGCCGCUGCCCAGGUGCACGGCGGGGGGGCGGGCGGGGCGAUGCCCGUUCUGAGCCGCUCCCAGGCUCCGGCCGGCCCCCGUCUCCCCGUGCGCGACUCCCCGGCCCCGCUGCUCUUCUUUCUCCCCGCGGUGUUGGCGGUGGGGUCGGACCGAACAGGAGGAGCGGCGGCUCUGCCCCGGGACCGAGUGCGACGGAGGGACGAGCACGGCUCCACCGCGCAGCGCUGCCGACCUCCGGAGCGCGUAUAGAUAGACCUCGUCUAUUGUUUAAAAUAGAUGGCUUAUGGGGCCCGGGAACUUUUCUUCUCCCUGCAGGAAUGUUGCAUACUGUACAGAGAAACGAGUGACAUUUCAUACAGUGUACAUAGAGAGAUGUUCUAUAAGUGUGAGAAAAGUAUAUGCUUUAAUAGACUACUGUAAUUAUAAAAUAUUUUUAAUUAAAUAUUUUUUUGUAAAUAUGAUAAAAAGUGUGUAUGUUUUUUUUAAAUCUGUGGGAAUCUCUCUUUAGAAGACGGCGGCUCAGUGUGGAGCUCCGGUAUGGAAAUAUCCCGUAUGCGUAGGGCUUCUUUGUCCCCAUGUCCCUUAGCCUCGGCUGUAGCGGUGGUCCUGCAUGAUUGCAUGCCAUGUCUGAUUGCAAAUAAACUUGUUCCGACUCAUACAGAAGUGUUUUCCUCGACCUAGACUUGAAAUGUUUGUAAAUGUAUUAUACAUGGAGCCUCCGCUUGUGUCACUGAGCACAGGGGGGUUUUGGUGCGUUCUAUACGCAUAGGAGUAGGAUGUAGUGUUUUUUACUGCGAAUGGACAUUCUAUCUACUUUUUGCAUUAUGGGGCAGUGCUUUAGCUCUUUAAUCGGCUUUUUUAAAAGACCUGCUGUUGCAUCAGAUCAAGAAAUUUGCUCUGGAACUAUAGUACCAAAAGGGUUUUUUGGGAACCUGCAUUCCUAUGCUCUUACUAACUGCUUGAAAAGCGAAUACAGUUCCCUGCUUGCAACCAAAGGGCAACCCACAAACAAAACCAGUCACUGUUUUCUUCAUCCAAAGAGUAUUAGUGGGGGACUGUGGGAAGGCGUAUGGGCAACACCGUUACCAUCAGCGGUGUGGACUCAUCUGCAAUGAGCUUAAGUAGACCAAAAAAAUCAGAACUGUGUCAAGAUUAUUUUUCUAGCACCAAGUAACUUUCGUUUCACUGCAGCUAUGUUACAGCUAAAAUCCUGUUUAAUCUCUGUGAUGUGUAAUUACUACAUGUGAACAUUAAACUAGAUUUACCUGUCUUUA
Messenger RNA from Centrocercus urophasianus (Greater sage-grouse), 1709 nucleotides. RefSeq names its product inhibitor of DNA binding 4, HLH protein (gene ID4). The transcript is spliced from 3 exons. Gene Ontology annotation, cellular component: cytoplasm; nucleus. Gene Ontology annotation, biological process: cell differentiation; negative regulation of transcription by RNA polymerase II; circadian regulation of gene expression. NCBI's taxonomy places the organism in Eukaryota, Metazoa, Chordata, Aves, Galliformes, Phasianidae. The record is from RefSeq and is a predicted model, not a curated record. Gene Ontology annotation, molecular function: transcription regulator activity; protein dimerization activity. Bases 1 to 402 code for a protein of 133 amino acids.